This is a messenger RNA of Coregonus sp. 'balchen', 3040 nucleotides long. The record is from the annotation of a GenBank genome assembly. NCBI's taxonomy places the organism in Eukaryota, Metazoa, Chordata, Actinopteri, Salmoniformes, Salmonidae.
CCCGCAUCCGGCUCAACAUUCCAACAUGGCAAGCCGAAAAGGUUCGCAGCAAAGCCGGGUAAAUGGUGAUAAAUAUUCCGUGUUGUUGCCAACUUACAAUGAACGUGAAAACCUACCUCUUAUUGUGUGGCUACUGGUGAAGUACUUCGGUGAAAGGUUAGUAGUCGUUUCAAGUCAUUAGUUACAGAAGCUCUAGCCCAGAGUGAAUGACAAGAUCUGUAGCCCACAAUCGGUGAUGAGCUGUCACUAAACAUCUGAUUUGCCAGGGGACAGCUAAUGGCUUACUUUAACAAUCUGUUGUUGAGAUUUCCAGCCGCUCAUUUGUAAUAUCAUUUUAUGAAAUACCCCCUGUUUUUUUUCUUCAGAAUAUGACUUAUAAAUACCUUAAUGAGCUUAUUACAAAUGCCUUACCUCUUCAUAACAACAAAAGGAAGUUGUGGGUGGGCCAGUCAAUUAUUUAAACAAGCAACACUGUACUCCAUAGACAUCAAAGACUGCAAUGACAUUUUACAUGUUGUGCCUUUAAAAGAGUAAAUCUUGUAAGCGAACUAAUGCAGUGGUCUAAGGCACUGCAUCUCAGUGCUUGAGGCGUCACUACAGACUCCCUGGUUCGAUUCCAGGCUGUAUCACAACCGGCCAUAGGGUGGCGCACACGUCGUCCGGGUUUGGCCGGUGUAGGCCGUCAUUGUAAAUAAGAAUUUGUUCUUAACUGACUUGCCUAAUUAAAUAAAGGUAAAAUAAAAAUAAACUCCAUUUCAACAGAUCUUGCACAUUUGUAUUUUUAGUGAUCCAAUUGACAUUUUAGUAAUUUAGCAGACGCUCUUAUCCAGAGCGACUUACAGUUAGUGAGUGCAUCAAUUUUUCAUACUGGCCCCCCGUGGGAAACGAACCCACAACCCUUGCGUUGCAAGCGCCAUGCUCUACCAACUGAGCUACAGGAGGGCCAAUGAAUACAUUUUGACUGAAGCUAUAACUGGAACAAUGAUAGUUAAUUGUAAAGUCCCUGUUUUAAUCAGUUGUCAGAUUAGCAUAUUAUUUGUUGUGUGCUGAGUUGAAACAUCUGUUUGUUAUUUGCAGUGGAUAUAACUAUGAGAUUAUUGUAAUUGAUGAUGGAAGUCCAGAUGGGACACUUGAGGUGGCAGAACAACUGCAGAAGAUAUACGGAGAGGACAAGAUAGUAAGUGAUUGGAAUAGAUAUUAGUAGUUGUAAUUUGACAUUCACAUACCUGCUGACAUAACACAACACUCAUUCUUUCUCUGCUCUGUGUUGGGUUUUUUCUCCAGCUCCUUCGACCAAGAGCAAAGAAACUAGGGUUAGGCAAGUGUCACAUACUCAUUAAUUAAAGUGAACACAGUGUUGCAUCUGUAUUUAGAAGAAUAUCUCAGACACUCUACACACACGUCUGAUAAUGUCAUUUGAUUCUUCAUACAGGUACUGCCUACAUCCAUGGCAUCAAACAUGCUACAGGGAACUAUGUCUUCAUAAUGGACGCAGACCUCUCCCAUCAUGUGAGUGGAUCUUCUAUAUAUCUGGAGGGGACAAUACAAUAGCAGAUGAACAGGGUGGGAUAGUGGCUACGGACCCUGUACAUUCAAUAUUCACAAUGUUUUAGUCCAAUACUAUUUUUAGUUCCUUUUAUUAUUCAGGAGGUUACUUGUGGUGUUAUAAAACUUGCUUGGUUAAAUAGGCCUAUUUGUAUACGAAUGCAUCAUAGACAGAAUUGUCUUUUUAAAUCCUUUGCAUGCAUGCUAAAAUACAUCCAUUUUGCCUUUGUUUACAGCCUAAAUUUAUUCCAGAAUUCAUAGAGUAAGUCAUCUAUUUUAAUUUAUACAAAAAUGUGAAUAUUUUUCUGAAAUCCACACGUUCAAUAGCCCACUGCAUCUCUACCAUAUGAUCGUCUGUUGCCAAGUAGCUGAUGUGAAUGUGUUUGUCUCCAAGGAAACAGAGAGAAGGCGGGUAUGAUCUGGUGUCAGGCACCCGAUACAGAGGAGACGGGGGCGUAUACGGCUGGGACCUGCGCAGGAAACUCAUCAGGUGACUGCAGUGGCACGCUCUCACUUCUGCUACAUUAAAAUUGUUGGCUGUCAGUUAUCCUGCUUGUGCUAGCACACAAAGCAAGCACCAAACUUUAAUUAAAUAUUCAAGUUUCCUCAUCUCGUUUUGUCCUUCCCUCUCUCUCUCUUACAGUCGGGGAGCUAACUAUGUCACACAGGUGCUGCUGAGACCUGGGGCAUCAGACCUGACUGGCAGCUUCAGGUAAGUGGCAAAAUGUAAAUAAGUGUGAAGAACAGCAGGUACAGUUAUCACACUUACAUACUGGCACAUCAGCUUCUAUCAGUGAGCUAUUAGUCACUGUCAGAUGAAAACCUUGUAACUCCAUUUAUGUCAAUAAAACAUUUUUGAAAGCAGUCCUCUGAACAGGACCAAUAAAAUUUAUUCAAAAUAGCUUCUGAAGUUUCGUAAUUAUAUGCUUGUUAAUGGGAAAAUAUGGCCGUUUUUUCAAUUUCCUGAAAAGUUUCUGUUUUGGAGAUGAGAUGUUUUCAUUCGACAGCAACGUAGUGAGUGUUAUCUCACGUUGUGUUUGUUCUAAUGCAUGGUGACAUCAGGCUCUACAAGAAGGAAGUACUGGAGAGUCUGGUGGAGCGGUGUGUGUCCAAAGGCUACGUCUUUCAGAUGGAGAUGAUUGUCCGUGCUAGACAGCUGAACUACACCAUUGGAGAGGUGGGGACUUUCAACCCUUUGUGUGUUUUGUGUUGUUGUACCAUUUUGAACGCUCUGUUUGUCAUGUCAAUAGGUUGUAUGUAAGUUAAACUAUACUUUUUCUGUCUUCCAAACAGGUUCCAAUUUCGUUCGUGGAUCGUGUUUAUGGGGAGUCAAAACUGGGAGGAAAUGAAAUAGUGUCGUUCCUGAAAGGACUGCUUACUCUCUUCGCGACAACAUGAUUUAUGAUGCUCUAGGACUCAGCAGCACUGCUUAUGUGAUGUUUUUUAGUCAUUCAGUAAGGGUCUUAGUGCAGUAAUUAGCCAAAAUAAGAGUCAG